CGGGCACCGCCCCUUUCGCACGGGCUGGGCCGACCCUGGCGACUGGCGCCGAUCUCGUUCCGCUUCCCCUCCCGCCUCUCAAGCUCAAAACCGAGAAUCGAAACUGUUCUGUGAUCCAUGCAGCAGGAGCCUGCGCCCGCCGGAUCCCCGGGUCCCCAGCAAGACCCCGCACUGCCCCACACGCCCACCAUGCCUCCCCCGGAGUCCGUCGCCGAAGGCCAUCAGCCCAGCCCCAGCCACAGCCCUGCGGAGCAAGCCAUGGAGGAGGAGUUCCAGUUCCUGUGCUGCCAGGGCUGCCAGGUCGAAGCCAAGUGCCCCAAGCUGCUGCCUUGUCUGCACACGCUGUGCUCAGGAUGCCUGGAGGCGACGGGCAUGCGGUGCCCGAUCUGCCAGGCGCCCGGGCCCCUAGGCACUGACUCGCUGGCCCUGGAUAACAUCUUCUUCGAGAGUCUACAGCGGCGCCUGUCCAUGUACAGGCAGAUCGUGGACGCGCAGGCCAUUUGCAACCGCUGCAAAGAACCUGCGGACUUCUGGUGUUUCGAGUGCGAGCGCCUCCUCUGUGCCAAGUGCUUCGAGGCACACCAGUGGUUCCUCAAGCAUGAGGCCCGGCCCCUGGCGGAGCUCCGCAGCCAGUCGGUGCGGGAGUUCCUAGACGGCACGCGCAAGUCCAACAACAUCUUCUGCUCCAAUCCCAACCACCGCCCCCCUAUGCUGACAAGCAUCUACUGCCGAGGUUGCUCCAAACCACUGUGCUGCUCGUGCGCGCUUCUGGAUAGCGGCCACAGCGAGCUCAAGUGCGACAUCAGCACCGAGAUCCAGCAGCGGCAGGAGGAGCUGGGCGCCAUGGCGCAGGCACUGCAGGAGCAGGACCGCGCCUUCGGGUCGGCGCAGGCGCGCAUGCGCUCAGCCGUCAGCCAGCUGGGCCGCAUGCGGGCAGACACCGAGGAGCUGAUCCACGAGCGCGUGCGCCAGCUGGUGGCUCACGUGCUGGCCCAGGAGCAAGUGCUGCUGGAGGGGGUGAACGCGCAGUACCAGCGCUGCUAUGAAGAGAUCGCCGGCCAGCUGGGCCACCUGGAAGCUGUGCUGCAGCGGAUCCGCCUGGGAGGUUCGCUGGUGCAGAGGAUGAAGCGCUACGCCUCUGACCAGGAGGUGCUGGACAUGCACGCCUUCUUGCGUGAGGCGCUCAGCCGCCUGCGCCAGGAGGAGCCCCAGAACCUGCAAACCACCGUGCGCACCGACAGCUUCGACGAAUUCAAAGUGCGCCUGCAGGAACUGGUCUCCUGCAUCACUCAGGAGGCAGAUGCAGCUGUACCCAGGCGAGCCAACCCAGAGGCUGCCAGCACUCCUAGGGAUUGUUUUGACAUUGACUCGCCAGAGGAGACGCAGAGGGCUCAGGCUCAGACCCCGGGGCUGGCUGAGACCCAAACUAUGAGCUUGGUCCAGCCAGUGCCCGGGGUACACCCAGUGCCGGUUCACGCCUACUCCAUCAAAGACUCCUCCUGCAGAGAGGAGGUCUGCAACACAGUCCUGCCCCAGAAGAGGAAGUCCUGCCAGACUGAGUGCCCCAGGAAGGCCAUCAAGAUGGAGUCUGAGGAGGAGAGGGAGACACGGUUGGCGCGGAGCUCCCCCGAACAGCCCAGGCCCAGCACCUCCAAGGCAGUCUCGCCACCCCACCUGGAUGGGCCCUCCAGCCCUGAAAGCCCAAUCUUCGGAGGCGAGGUCUUUCUGCCCAACAGCAACCACACAGCCGGCAACCCCGGGGAGGCAGAGGAACGCGUCGUGGUGAUCAGCAGCUCGGAAGACUCAGAUGCUGAAAACUCGUCCUCCCGAGAGCUGGAUGACAGCAGCAGCGAGUCCAGUGACCUCCAGCUGGAGGGCCCCAGCUCCCUCAGGGUCCUGGACGAGAGCCUCGCCGACCCCCAAGCAGAAGACAGGCCCCUGGUUUUCUUUGACCUCAAGAUUGACAGUGAAACCCAGAAGAUUAGCCAGCUGGCGGCCGUGAACCGGGAGAGUGAGUUCCGCGUGCUCAUCCAGCCAGAGGCCUUCUUCAGCACGUACUCCAAGGCCGUCUCCCUGGAGGUGGGGCUGCAACACUUCCUUGGUUUUCUGGGCUCCAUGGGCUGCCCCAUCCUGGCCUGCUAUAAGCUGUGGGGACCCGGCCUCCCCAACUUCUUCCGGGCCCUGGAAGACAUGAACAGGCUGUGGGAGUUUAAGAAGGCCAUCUCGGGCUUCCUGGCCACGCUGCCCCUCAUCCGGGAGCGGGUGCCCGGGGCCAGCAGCUUCAAGCUCAAGAGCCUGGCCAAGACCUACCUGGCGAGAAACAUGAGCGAACGCAGCGCCCUGGCCGCCGUGCUGGCCAUGCGAGACCUGUGCCGGCUCCUCGAGGUCUCCCCGGGCCCCCCGCUAGCUCAGCACGUCUACUCCUUCAGCAGCCUGCAGUGCUUCGCGUCCCUGCAGCCGCUGGUGCGGGCGGCCGCCCUGCCCCGCGCCCAGGCCCGCCUGCUGGCCCUCCACAACGUGAGCUUCACCGAGCUGCUGGCCGCGCACCGUCGCGACCCCCAGCAGGGCCUGCGGAAGUACGGCCGCUACCUGGGCCUGCCCCCCGCCUCGUCGCCCCCCGCCCAGCGCGCCGGCAGCCUGCAGGCUCUGAGCACCUACUUCAGAGGCCUGUCGGAGGAGCCCGUCUCCGCCCAGGCGGAAGGCAUCGCCGCCCCUGUCGCCGGCCACAGCUUGGCAGAGAGGGUGUGCCAGCGGAGCUGAGAGGAAGCCCGGACUGGCUUGGAAUCUCUGGGGAUGGGGAGGGGGUCCCUGAGCCAGCGCCCCCCUCAACCCACUGCCCAUCACUGCAUUCCCAGGUCCUGGCCCCCAGCACCCCGCUGUCAUUUGGUCCGGAAUCUGUUCUCUGGGACCAAACUCCCCUUCUCUAAAAACCCCAUAGAGAAGGUUCCAAGUCCAAGCAAGUCCAAGUCCUAACUCCCCAGGGGCCACCAGAUCCCCUUUCAGGCCUUGGGAGCACCCAUGGGUUGGUUCCCUCGAGCCCUGGCCCCCUCUCCUCCAGGAGCCAAAACCAGGGGGUAAAGAAGGCCCAGCCUCUGGGCUGAGUGGCCCCCAGCCACCCAACCUGCCACUUCCGUGAGUGUCCCUGCAGCCUCUCCCUGACCCCCAGCCGCUGCCCUAGGGGACCUGCUGACGCCCCCCAGAGACCCUGCCCGCAACACCCCACGGGUACCCAAAGUGCCUUUCAAACCAAGCCGCUGUCAUGAGUUUGGGUUCUCCCGCCGUCUGCCUGUCUGAAGGCCAGCUCUCUGUUCACUGCUCUGGGGACAAAAAUGCAUUUUCAUCCCCAAAGAGCCUCAUAUCGGCAGAGACAGAAGCUGCUGCUUCAUGCCUGUCCCUCCUUCCAAAGUCUGACCCUUCUGAGCUUGCUUCUUUCCUUGUGGCCGCACGGACACCUCCCCUUAGUCAGGCUUCGCUCUUCGGCCCUCAGGCCACCAGCCCCUCUCAGCAUGGCUUUUGCUCUCUCUGCGCUGCUCACCUCAGCCCCACUGAGGAACGUCCUCUAACCCAGCGCCGCGUGCCACAUACACCAGGGGCCCGCAGCGUUGGCAUCCCCCGGGAGCCUCUACCCCAGACCUCUGGAAUCAGCAUCUCUGAGGUGGGCCCAGCAGGCUGGUUUAGCACGUCCUUCAGAUGAAUCUGACACCUGCUAAGACUCAGAACCAGUACUCUGAUAGACGGCUCCCCAAAAGCGCAGCAGGGUGGAGUAGCAGAGCAAGUCCCGGGCCCGACUGGGCACAUGGAGGGUGACCUAGGAAAAGACCCCUUCCUGAGCUCCGGCAUCUCCACCCACUAAAUGGGCUCCCGUCCAGCUCUGCCAUUCUGGGAUUUUAGACAUGGACCAAAGCCAUCGAGGCAGUGGGCAGGAUGGUUUUCAACUUAAACCCUAGCUCUCAGCCCCAAGCUAAGGCCCCCAGCCUUGUGGUCACACCAGAGGUCAGCGGCAGAACAGAGGCAGGUCAGGGCCUUCCCUCUGACCAGCAGAACCACUGUCCCUGUCCUGCUCCUCUCCCUUCCUUCUUCCUUGCCUCCUGCCACCGGGACACAGCCCAGGCCUCCAGCCUCCAUUGCCCGAGCUUUCACAGGGGUGAGGUCUGCGUGCCCACACCUCAGCCCCCAGCCAGCAGGUGCCCUGCAGAUGCACUGAGGGAUUGCAUGGGAACUGGCUACCACAGUGGGAGUGCUGGGCGACCAGUGAACUCUGAUGCAUUGAAAAUAGGAUUCAAGUUCAAAGCAAGUGUUGACUCAGAAGCUGCCGUGGGAACAGGCUGAUGGGGCCGCAGCCUAGCUGUGAUAACCAUCUCGGCAAGUGCAAAGCAGCACCUGGGCCACCGCUCAUAUCCUCGUCCCUCAGCCUCGCCCCGACCUGCGCGGCGCCCACUGGCUUCCAGCCCCGCCGUGCUUGCUACCUGCAGAGUGCUUGACCACAGGUUUUAUAACAAAGGGCUGCUCUGCCCUCUCUCCGUUUAUGCAGCCUCUAAUAAAGAUGUGGAUGUUCGAA
Messenger RNA from Leptonychotes weddellii (Weddell seal), 4558 nucleotides. It is a transcript of the gene PML, whose product is annotated as PML nuclear body scaffold. The record is from RefSeq and is a predicted model, not a curated record. Gene Ontology annotation, cellular component: nucleoplasm; PML body. NCBI's taxonomy places the organism in Eukaryota, Metazoa, Chordata, Mammalia, Carnivora, Phocidae. Gene Ontology annotation, molecular function: zinc ion binding. Gene Ontology annotation, biological process: innate immune response; intrinsic apoptotic signaling pathway in response to DNA damage; suppression of viral release by host.